Messenger RNA from Pseudoliparis swirei, 2035 nucleotides. It is a transcript of the gene ifrd1, whose product is annotated as interferon-related developmental regulator 1. The coding region runs from base 170 to 1462 and encodes 430 amino acids. Gene Ontology annotation, cellular component: nucleus. The record is from RefSeq and is a predicted model, not a curated record. Lineage: Eukaryota; Metazoa; Chordata; Actinopteri; Perciformes; Liparidae. The transcript has 12 exons.
UUGUGAGGGAAAAUGUAUCGUCUCGGCCAACAGUUUAUCUCCCAGAUCGCCUUUAAUUCCUUUUUAUCCGCUAUACCACGGGAAUAUUUUCAUCUCACGAGACAAUUUAAUAAAAGCUGGUCGUGUAUUGGCUGAUUUUUGAUCAAACUGUUAAUAUCUCAGCACGAAAAUGCCGAGGAACAAGAAGAAGAAAAGCAAGGGAGGGCAACAUGGAAAUGUGCAUCCCUUCAGUGAUGAGGAUGCCUCCAUUGAGACCCUCAGUCAUUGCAGCAGCUUCAGUGACACCGCCAGUGUCGCAGAUGAAGUUCCAGGUGUAGAGGCCAGUGAUGACACAGCCCAGGAGGAUUUCCAGUACAAGCUGAAGGGGUUUAUAGACAGCACGGUUGAUAAAAGUGCUAAGACCAGACAAGUAGCACUGGACGGGCUUAGGAAGGCGUUGGCCACACGGAUCCUGUACGAGUUCAUCUCCGAAAGAAGCAUGACCAUCACAGACAGCAUUGAACGCUCCGUCAAGAAAGGCAAAGGCGAGGAGCAGCGAGCAGCAGCUUCCUUAGCCUGCCUGCUGUGUAUCCAGCUGGGCUCGGGCAUCGAGAGCGAGGAGGUGUUAAAGACCCUGAAACCCAUCUUCAAGAACAUCCUGGCAGAUGGAUCCGCCAACAUACAAGCCAGACAGGCUGUUGCCACAGCUCUGGGCCUCUGUACUUUAGUUGCAGAAGAUGACAUUUUGGACGUGCAUGCUACCAUGGAGUGCUUUGAGAACCUGUUCACCCGAUCCUACGCGAGGAUGGACGGUACCUGUCCUCUGAUCAGUCCCCAGAAGAGCCAGCUCCACACCAACGCCCUGCUGUCCUGGGCGCUGCUGCUCACGAUCUGCACCGCCAACCAGCUCAAAGACAUCCUGCGCAAACACCUGCCUAAACUGCCACGAUUGCUGGAAAGUGAUGACGUCAACAUGAGAAUUGCUGCAGGGGAGACGAUCGCCCUGCUCUUUGAGUUGGCCAGAGACCUGGACUCGGAGUUUGAGUUCGAUGAAUGGGAGCAACUUUGUGACAAACUGAACGCGUUGGCCACCGACUGUAACAAACACCGAGCUAAGACCGACAAGAGGAAGCAGCGGUCGGUGUUCAGAGACGUACUCAAGGCUGUCGAGGACGGUGAUUUUCAGUGCGAGACCAUUCGCUUUGGGACGGAGCGCAUGAUCAUUGACAGCUGGGUGAGGAAGAGGACAUAUGAUGCCUUCAGAGAGUUUGUGGGCUCUGGAAUGAACUACCACUUACAGGCAAAUGAUUUCAUCAGAGACGUGUUUGAACUGGGACCACCGAUGCUGGUGGAUUCAGCCACAAUGAAGGCCAUGAAAAUACCUCGCUUUGAAAGGCAUCUCCACAACUCUGCUGCGUUCAAGGCUCGGACCAAAGCCAGAAGCAAGUUCAGGGACAAGAGAGUGGAUGUGGGAGAAUUUUAACUGUUUUUCUUUCUUCUCUUUCCUUUCUUUCUUCUUCAGUCUCAUACUAUUUAUCAGGCUUUCCUGCUUUUUAGAUGACUUUGUGUCCAUGUGAUCCUCCUCCGAAAUCUGUCUUUUGAGUAUUAAACUCUCGCCCUCUGGAGACGUGAAAAGUGGCUUUAUCACAGUAGUGGACACAACAUUAUUUUUAAAGUCUACUUUCAAACCUGCAGGAGGUGAGCGUUUGAUAAUCAAACAAUAGAUUUUAUUAACUUUAAUGUAACCACACAUCAACAGUGGUGUUGUACAUAUAGUGUGUAUUUGUUGCUGCUAAUGUUAAUAUUCAUAAUGCAGCCCCCUAUUUUAUUUUUAUCUUUUUAAGUUAUAUAAUUCUCUCAGCAUUUAUCUUCAUAGCGAUGUCGAGACGCAUGCUGUGACUGAUCUAACCCCCUUACACAUUUAUAUUAGGUUUAACUACCUUGAUAACCCAAAGCUGGUUAUUUCUGUACAACCUGUGAAUAUCGUGAUGUCUUUUUAGAUUUGGGUAGAUACAAAAAAGGGAUGAUGAAAUAAACAAAAAAGAGCUCGAAGAAA